Molecule: messenger RNA, 978 nt
Organism: Triticum aestivum (bread wheat)
Lineage: Eukaryota; Viridiplantae; Streptophyta; Magnoliopsida; Poales; Poaceae
Exons: 1
Source: RefSeq, a predicted model, not a curated record
CGUCCCAUCUCGCAGGGCCGCCGCCGUCGUCUUCGGCAGGAGCAGGAGCUUCCUUGGCCGCCAGCCCGCAGUACCAGGACGACCCCUCCCGCCAUCGCGACUUCGCGUCCCGGCCUUCUCGCUGCUGCUACCUCCUUCGCCUCAACCCGCCGGAGAUCGCGCGUGCCGCUGCAAGUCCCUCGAUCGUGCCGGCCACUAGAGCUGUUGCUGGCCGAUGCCUCCGACGUGUGCCUGAGUCUCCUCGAGCACCUCCCUGCCUUGUACGGCUGUCGCAUCGUCAUGCUCCAGCGCCGUCUCGAGCUCUUCAUCCUCGACCUCCAUGCCGUCCCGGAGUCUCUCGUCGCCGCUGCAAGGUCCAGCCUCUGGCCGUCGUCGCCACCAUUGCUUCCUGACCUCUUCAUAGCACGCGUGCCGCAGCUGCCUGGCGCUGUUAACGUCAAGACGGUGGUCACAAUAACCGUGGGUGCCAAGUUCCUCUUCCGAAAUCAUCAAGUGCACGAGGACCUCGGUCCCGAGAACGACUACCACACCGGAACGCCAAGUACAUGGAUACGCCGAGCUUCUCUCCGAAUGUGUGUACGACUACCAUAGCGCCGAAGACCUUGGAUGCUCGAAGAGUACCGAACGAAACGCCAAGUACCACUAUCACCGAGUACGACUACUUCCACGAUGAUACGAGAACAACUACCAUCGACCCUCGAAGCCUCCAUGGAGGUCAAGUCCCUCGCCGUGAUCCCGAACAUCUAUGGAAAAUUGGCAACUAAGAACGUGAACGACUACCGCCGCCAAGAUAACGAGUACCUCUACCGUCAUCAUGUACCCCUACUUCCACUACCGAACGUCCCGAGAACGUCUACUUCCCCUACACCGCUUUGAACUUGAACCCCUCCGAUAACGCACGUUUCGAAGGUAUAACCCCGAGAUGACCGUCCGAGAAUGUUUGCAUAUGUUGUAUGAGAUGCACCCGUUGUCUGCACC